AUGACGCCCAUCUCCGCCCUGGACUUGCAGCAAAAAGGAAACGAAGUGUCUCGACACAGCGCGAAGACUGACGAGGGCGCAACCAAGCGACCGGUGAAGAAGUGCUUCUUUCAACACUUCACCAGCAGCUGGAUGGACAGUGGUGGCGACGCCUACGACCUCAUGAACCAGCAAGUAACGGGCGUGGACGAUUGCGAACAGCUUUGCUGCGAGCAUGCUGAGUGUCAGUCAUUCACGUUCUGGCGCGGUCGCACCUGCUUCCUACGCGCCUCAAGCAACACUCCGCGACCGAACGGCGACUCAUUCUCCGGCUGCGGAAUCAGGUUGACGUUGAAGUUUGCAGGAGUGAUUGUCAUUCAAGAAUCUACCGCCAUGGACACAGGAUGCGGACAAGAAGCAGUGGCGUUGACAAUGAUGGAAAGUGCGCGGAACAUCAGUACUCGAGAAGAUAUUUUGCGACGUAUUGAGGCGCUGGCUGCAGAGUUUUUAGAGAUUUUAUCGACUGGAAAAGUGUUGGAGCUGGAGGCGUUGAAGCGCGAUUCGUCAGCGAUGAUUUACGAUCACGAGAAUCAACGGCAGCUUCACGGGAAUGACACGCGGUUGAUCAAACUGAACCGACAGGGUGGCAGGAAAUACACAGGGAUUUGGCUGAUCUUGCAGACAGCGCAUGCUCUAUUGACAGAAAACAAAACAGCAACUCAGAGAGACGUUUAUUACCUGCAUCCUUUCUUUAAAGGGCAGGGCGAAGCUGACGAAGCUAUCCUCGACGCCGGAAGUAUCCUGGGUAUUCCAAGAGACUCCAUGAACAUUGUUGCUGCAACUAAAGGCUGCUUCACUGGGGACAUUAGCGUUCUGGUGUCUUUGUGUUUCGCGAUGGCAUCACACAGGCAUGACACACAUUUUGACAUUUUUUGUUUGUUUGAUUUUUUUGGAAAGCGAGAUGGAAAGUGGAGGCAUUUUGGGAGUGGGGAAGAGGUCUCUAUUACUCAUGAACUUCUGCAGUUGAAGCCACAAGAAAUGAAAAGCAAUGCCACGUGUAUCCUCGUGAUUGAGAAAGACGGGAUUUUCAACCGCCUGAGAGAAGACAAGUUUUUCGAAAUAGUUCCAAGCAUUUUGAUCACUGGUCGGGGUUUUCCGGAUCUGGCUACGAGAGUAUUCGUGAGCCUGUUGAGAAACGCACUAGAAAUUCCAGUUCUUGGACUCUGUGAUUGCAACCCAUUUGGCCUCUCCAUUAUGCUCACAUACAAGCUUGGAUCAGCACGAAUGCCGCUGGAAUCACUUCAAUACGCCGUCGACAUCAAGUGGGUUGGCGUUCGACCAUCUCAAAUCGCGGACUUGGACUUGCCGAUCUCAUCUUUUAAAGCUCUCACUCGAAAAGACCUGGCAGUGGCCGAUUCCUUGUUUCGAUCAAGCUUCAUUCAGGCGAACGACCACUUCAAGGAUGAAGUUCAAAUGUGGCUUGGCGACGCGCUACCUUGGAAAAUCGAGCUUGAAGCUCUUCAUGUUUUAGGAUUUACGUUCUUGACCUCCUUUCUCCAGGCAUGUAUUGAGAAGGGCAAUUAUCUAUAA
This is a messenger RNA of Phytophthora nicotianae INRA-310, 1569 nucleotides long. RefSeq lists its product as hypothetical. Bases 1 to 1569 code for a protein of 522 amino acids. Gene Ontology annotation, biological process: meiotic DNA double-strand break formation; reciprocal meiotic recombination; meiotic DNA double-strand break processing. Lineage: Eukaryota; Oomycota; Peronosporomycetes; Peronosporales; Peronosporaceae. Gene Ontology annotation, molecular function: ATP binding; DNA topoisomerase type II (double strand cut, ATP-hydrolyzing) activity; DNA binding. The record is from RefSeq and is a predicted model, not a curated record. Gene Ontology annotation, cellular component: nuclear chromosome. The transcript has 15 exons.